CAGGGGCGCCGAUUUCGAUCAUGUCUACAGCGGGGUGGUGAAUCUCAGCACCGAGAACAUCUACUCUUUCAACUACACCAGCCAGCCCGGCCAGGUAAGACACUCGCUCCCCUCACUUGACUCCUAGAACUUGCCAGAUCUCAGAGCUCCGUCGCUGCUUUGGAGUCCCCUGGGAAUUGACCUUGGGAGACCUCGGGGACCAGGGGACGUUUGUUCCCUUUCUCCUCCGAGGCAAUCACUGCCCUGCCCGAGCUGCCGCAACACGCCUCGGGGACAACUCUGCUUCGCCUCGCGCCUCCCCUGGCCUGGUCACGGGCAUUUCUGGGCUUUGCAGAGGCACCAGUUCCCCGCACCGUCUGCGGGUCCUGGCUCCCUGCUGGGCCUUUCUCCAGGAAAGUCCUGAUUUCUAGGGUUGCGGGGUGUGGUGUGGAGCGCGCAGAAGGACCGCACCUUGGUUCUUAAUCCCCUGCAGGGAAGAAACCUAAUUUCAAGCGGAUGAUUCAGCCAGACCCUUCUAUUUCAUAGCGCAUGGAGAGGGAGAACUGCUCAGAAUCUAAAAUGGAAAUUGUGUGACAAUGGACGGAAGCUGCAAAACCUCUAUGCAUUCAACAGUCACUUCCUGCGUUUCUGUACCAUUGUCACACGUAUGUGCUUCAGAGACGCCAGAAGACCCGGGCAAAGACGUGAGAACUGCAGCCAUCGGCUGCUCCAUCCACGUUUUGAUUUUAAAUAAGGAUGGAUAAUUGUGUGAAAGUUCUAGACCUAUUUUUGACAAGAGUUGAGGGAAGAUAAGGAGGGGAAAAUGUUCCAGUGACUAUCCCUUUGACAUACAUAUUCUGAUUAUAUAAUGGUGGGAGUACCCAUGGACUGGCUGACAUGUUGCACAUGAGGUGUGUUCCUAGCCCUGUGAUUGGCUGGGAGCAGAAAAAAGUCUGAAAACUCCAUGAUUUCUGGAGUGACCGCCGUGAGGGUGUAUGUGAACAGUUCCUCUGAGAAUCUCAACUACCCGGUCCUUGUGGUGGUUCGUCAGCAGAAAGAGGUGCUGUCCUGGCAGGUUCCUCUGCUCUUCCAAGGACUAUACCAGAGGAGCUACAACUACCAAGAAGUGAGCCGCACCUUAUGUCCCUCAGAAGCAACCAACGAGACGGGCCCCUUGGAGCAAUUGAUAUUUGUAGAUGUAGCAUCCAUGGCACCCCUGGGUGCCCAGUACAAACUGCUAGUUACCAAGCUCAAGCACUUCCAGCUCCGGACAAAUGUUGCCUUUCACUUUACUGCCAGCCCCUCCCAACCUCAGUAUUUUCUAUACAAGUUUCCCAAAGACGUGGACUCAGUUGUCAUUAAAGUGGUGUCUGAAAUGGCUUAUCCAUGUUCUGUUGUCUCAGUCCAGAAUAUCAUGUGCCCGGUGUAUGAUCUUGACCACGAUGUGGAAUUUAAUGGUGUCUAUCAGUCCAUGACUAAGAAAGCUGCCAUCACACUACAGAAGAAGGAUUUUCCAGGCGAGCAGUUCUUCGUGGUAUUUGUGAUAAAGCCUGAAGAUUAUGCCUGUGGAGGAUCUUUCUUCAUCCAGGAAAAGGAAAACCAGACCUGGAAUCUACAGCGAAAGAAGAACCUCGAAGUGACCAUUGUUCCUUCCGUUAAAGAAUCUGUUUAUGUGAAAUCCAGUCUUUUCAGUGUCUUCAUCUUCCUGUCCUUCUACUUGGGAUGCCUGCUUGUUGUGUUUGUUCAUUAUCUGAGGUUUCACAGAAAAUCCACUGAUGGAAGCUUUGGGUCCAGUGAUGGCUCUGGAAAUAUGGUGGCAUCUCAUCCCAUUGCUGCCAGCACACCCGAAGGGAGCAAUUAUGGAACAAUAGAUGAGUCAAGCUCCAGUCCUGGAAGGCAGAUGUCCUCCCCCGAUCGUGGGCCACCAGGCCAGUCAGACACAGACAGCUCCGUGGAGGAGAGCGACUUUGACACCAUGCCAGACAUUGAGAGUGAUAAAAACAUCAUCCGGACCAAGAUGUUCCUUUACCUGUCAGAUUUGUCCAGGAAGGACCGGAGAAUUGUCAGCAAAAAAUAUAAAAUUUAUUUUUGGAACAUCAUUACCAUCGCUGUGUUUUACGCACUGCCCGUGAUCCAGCUGGUCAUUACCUACCAGACAGUGGUAAAUGUCACUGGCAACCAGGACAUCUGUUACUACAACUUCCUCUGUGCUCACCCCUUGGGCGUCCUGAGUGCCUUCAACAACAUUCUCAGCAAUCUGGGCCACGUGCUUCUGGGCUUCCUCUUCCUGCUGAUAGUCUUGUGCCGGGACAUUCUCCAUCGGAGAGCCCUAGAAGCCAAGGACCUCUUUGCUAUGGAGUACGGGAUUCCCAAACACUUUGGUCUCUUCUACGCUAUGGGCAUUGCACUGAUGAUGGAAGGGGUGCUCAGUGCUUGCUACCAUGUCUGCCCUAAUUAUUCCAACUUCCAAUUCGACACCUCCUUCAUGUACAUGAUCGCUGGCCUGUGCAUGCUGAAGCUCUAUCAGACCCGCCACCCAGACAUCAAUGCCAGCGCCUACUCCGCCUACGCCUCCUUCGCUGUGGUCGUCAUGGUCACCGUCCUUGGAGUGGUAUUUGGAAAAAAUGAUGUGUGGUUCUGGGUCAUCUUCUCUGCAAUCCACGUUCUGGCCUCACUAGCCCUCAGCACCCAGAUAUAUUAUAUGGGCCGUUUCAAGAUAGAUGUGUCUGACACAGCAGAUUUGGGAAUUUUCCGGCGGGCUGCCAUGGUGUUCUACACAGACUGUAUCCAGCAGUGUAGCCGGCCUCUGUAUAUGGAUAGAAUGGUGUUGCUGGUUGUGGGGAAUCUGGUUAACUGGUCCUUCGCCCUCUUCGGAUUGAUACACCGCCCCAGGGACUUUGCCUCCUACAUGCUGGGCAUCUUCAUCUGCAACCUUUUGCUGUACCUGGCCUUUUACAUCAUCAUGAAGCUCCGCAGCUCUGAGAAGGUGCUCCCGGUCCCGCUCUUCUGCAUCGUGGCCACCGCUGUGAUGUGGGCUGCCGCCCUGUAUUUUUUCUUCCAGAAUCUCAGCAGCUGGGAGGGAACUCCAGCCGAAUCCCGGGAGAGGAACCGCGAGUGCAUUCUGCUGGAUUUCUUCGAUGACCAUGACAUCUGGCACUUCCUCUCUGCUACUGCUCUGUUUUUCUCAUUCUUGGUGAGUUCAUAUCUAUCUUUUUGUGACUUCCUUCUCUCUUUACAUCUUGUACUCUCAUUUUCUUCUUCUGCUCUUCCUUACAUUGUUUUUUUAUAUUCCUCUCUAAUUUUACUUUCCAUUUCCUCCUUGUAAUUCAAUAUACAGACCAUCUUAUUUCUUUUAUAAAUUUUAUGUCCUUUGGUUAGAUCUUUAGUUUUUCUUUUACCCUUCAAUAUCUUUAGACACAGAGGGACAAAAUUAUUUUCCCUAAGUUGCACAGCACAUUUUUUCUGAAUUGGUUAUUAGACCCACAUGCCCGAAAUUCCCCCAGGAACCACUUUUAGCAAUUCCGAUAACAUUGGGUUAUUCUUUCUCAUGCCAUACUGACAUUCCUCCUCCUCCUCCUCCUCAUCCUCCUCCUCCUUCUCCUCCUCCAGUCUCUCUGAAUAUUUCACAAAUAUUUUACAUAUUCCUUAAGUGGCUUGGGAUAGCAGCCACGCCUCUGUUGCCUUCUGAUCAGUCUGUCCCAAAAUCUCUCCUGUAGUUUCUCUGUUUUUUUGCCCCAACCCUUUCUCAGAAGCCAUGCGUAUUUAUAUCAACCCUGAAUUAUAGUUCCAUCCUUUAAUCCUAACUUUGACUUUCCCCAAUUAAAAGUCCAUGGUGCCUGUAGGCGGGUUCAAUCGACAAUUAACAACCCUACUAGACUUCAGGCCCCAGACCUACUAGACGCCCGGGCUCCACGCUAAGCGGGCUCAGGCGGGCCAUAUAACUUCAAGAGUGGAGCAGGGCUACCCCCUAGUGGCCAGUUUGGGAAGCUUAGCCAAUCUGUAUAAGCAUUCCUUGUCUUUUACUUCUGAUUGUCACCUUCAUGAGAGAGACAGAGACAACAAAAGUGGAACCAAAGGUUCCACGUGGGGACAGUAGUAGUCGAGGGAACUAGAAAUGGAGGAGAAGGGUACAUUUCUUAUAUAGCAACACUCUAUCCAACAGGACUUCAUUCCCUUUGACUCUUGACCUAAAUGUCCGCUAAGUAAUGACUUCCCAGGCCACCCUAUCAAAAUUUUUUACCUCCCCACACCUGAUACUUCCUAUAUUCCCUCCAUUAUUUAACUUAUAUCCUUAGCACUUACUACUAUCUAACGGGCUAUAUUUUACUCAUGUAUUUGUUUCAUGUCUAAAGCCCUCUUUAGAAUGUAAGCUACAUGGAGAAUAGGGAUUUUUGUCUCUUUCAUUACAAACUAUAUCUCCAUAGCAUCUGGAAUAGCACAUCAUAAACCUUCAUGAAUAUUUGAAUUAAUUGACAAAUGAAUUGUAUAAUUAGAGUAAGUGCCUAUUAAGAGCAAGGGAUUGCAGAGAGCUGCAGAAGGGAUGAGAAUGAGAGGGAACUAACAGUUUCCAGUCUGUGGGCAUCUCAGAGAGAAAACAGGACUUAGUGUGGCAGUGACUGUCCAUUCCUUUCAUUUCUCUGUCCCUCUCG
Cercocebus atys (sooty mangabey) is the source of this 4628-nucleotide messenger RNA. RefSeq names its product SID1 transmembrane family, member 1 (gene SIDT1). The transcript is spliced from 26 exons. NCBI's taxonomy places the organism in Eukaryota, Metazoa, Chordata, Mammalia, Primates, Cercopithecidae. The record is from RefSeq and is a predicted model, not a curated record. Gene Ontology annotation, cellular component: membrane. The coding region runs from base 944 to 3304 and encodes 786 amino acids.